Messenger RNA from Lolium rigidum, 3930 nucleotides. RefSeq names its product Fanconi anemia group J protein homolog. Gene Ontology annotation, molecular function: DNA helicase activity; DNA binding; ATP binding. NCBI's taxonomy places the organism in Eukaryota, Viridiplantae, Streptophyta, Magnoliopsida, Poales, Poaceae. The transcript is spliced from 25 exons. Gene Ontology annotation, cellular component: nucleus. The coding region runs from base 35 to 3598 and encodes 1187 amino acids. Gene Ontology annotation, biological process: double-strand break repair involved in meiotic recombination; nucleotide-excision repair. The record is from RefSeq and is a predicted model, not a curated record.
AAGGAAGCACUACUGUGUAAAUCAGAACGUAUGCAUGUCUGACCAAAUCGAUGAGAAUUGCAAGAAGCUCCUAGAUGACAAAGUUCAGGGAUGCCCAGAAUUCAAGAAUGCACAGAAACUAAGUCGUCACCCAUCCCUUCAGACCGGUGGCUCCUAUGAAGUUCAUGAUAUCGAGGAUCUUCUUAGAGUUGGGAAACAAGUCAAGGGAUGUCCAUAUUUUGCUGCACAAACCCUUGCAGAAGCAGCUCAACUGGUUUUCUGCCCAUACAACUACCUAAUUAGUCCAAUUGUCAGGAGAGCAAUGGACAUUGAUAUCCGUGGCUCAGUUGUUAUUCUUGAUGAAGCACACAACAUAGAAGACAUAUCACGUGAGGCUGGAAGUGUUGAUGUUGAUGCAGAAUCACUUGACAGUUUGGAUGGAGAACUAGCAAGGUUGGCCACUAAUCAGGCUGUUGCAAUGAUAUACCAGCCCUUGCAUGAUGUCAUUGAGGGGCUUAGAAAUUGGAUUACUGACCAGGAAGUCAAUGUCCGCGAUAACGAGUUUGAACAUCCUGCUUCAUUUUGGACUGGUGAAAAUGCCCUGAAGGAACUCCAGAGGGCCGGUAUUACUCCUGUAUACUUCCCACUAUUGCAAGACUGUGCAACAAAGGCAGUCAAGGCUGCUUCGGAUACUGAGUCAGAUGAAGAUCGCUUAGCUGGUCAUCAUGCUAUGACACUUGAGACUCUAUUCUCCUCACUGAGCUACUUUUUCGCUGGGAAUGGGCGCCAUAUGUAUGAUUACCAGCUUGCUUUCCAACGGUUUGUUCAGAGAGAAGGCAUUUCUGCCACUGAACCAAGAUGUGUGAUGAGUUUGUGGUGCCUCAAUCCUGCUGUCGUCUUUCAAGAUAUUGCAAAUCUGACCCAAUCAGUAAUAUUGACAUCUGGCACACUCUCUCCAAUGGGCUCCUUUGCGUCUGAACUUGGUGUACAGUUUGAUGCUUGCAUGGAAGCUGCUCACGUGAUCGAUGCUGAUUCUCAGGUUUUUGCAAGUGUACUAUCAUCUGGCCCAACAACGCAUCGGUUGAAUGCUAGCUAUAAAACUGCAGAUGCAUAUUCUUUCCAGGACGAACUUGGAGCUUCAAUAGAAGAAAUAUGCAGAAUAGUGCCUGGUGGUGCUCUAGUGUUCUUUCCUAGCUACAAGUUGUUGGACAAACUGAAAGUGCGCUGGACUCAGACAGAGCCUAGAGGGAGCACUGAGGAACUCGAGCCUGUCCUAAAUGGAUACUAUAAUGCAAUCCUUGGUAAGGUUCCUCUUAAGAAAGGCAGAGGUGGUGCAAAACAAAUCGUGAAGAAUCGAGUGAGAAAGAAUACCCAACAGGAACCUGGUAAAGGAGGAGCUGCUUUUCUUGCAGUUUGUCGUGGGAAGGUAUCUGAAGGAAUUGAUUUCUCUGAUGACAACGCUAGGGUUGUGGUCAUUGUUGGCAUUCCUUUUCCAAAUAUAAAUGAUGUCCAAGUAAAGCUGAAAAAGAGAUAUAAUGAUUCCUACAAAUCAUCAAAGAAUCUGUUGAGUGGGAGUGAAUGGUACUGUCAUCAAGCAUUUCGUGCUCUGAAUCAAGCUGCUGGUCGAUGUAUUCGGCAUAAAUUUGACUAUGGAGGCAUAAUUUUGAUUGAUGAACGAUAUCAGGAAGAGAGAAACCUUGUACACAUUUCAAAAUGGCUUAAGAACUCUAUUAAGCUUUAUAGUAGCUUCCAGGAGACGAUGGUUGAAUUGAAUAAGUUUUUUCAAAAGGCUGAGGAACAUAUAAAGAUCAAACGUCAAGACAUGUUCACUAAGGUUAAGUUAGAUGCUGAUAUACUUGCAGCUAAUGGUGAUAAAAGAAAGCUGCCUUGGCCAGAAUCAAAUUUCUUAAAGCAGUCAGUACUGCAAACUAAUCAGAAGGUAAAGAAGGAAGACACUGGUGUCAAGGUUUCCAACAUUGAUGCUGAUAUGCUUACAGUGCACAGUGAUAAAAGAAAGCUGCCUUCGGCAGAAUCAAAUUUCUCAAACCAGUCAGGGCUGCAAACUAAUCAGAAGGUAAAGAAGGAACACGGUAGUGUCAAGGUGUCAGUACCGCAAACUAAUCAGAAGGUAAAGAAGGAACGCGAUUGUGUUGAGGUUUCAAAUAUUGAUGCUGUGGCAGGAGCAGACCCUAAAAAUCAUGGUAUGUCUUAUACAUCACCAGAAGCAUGGAAGAUCUCUUCAAAAUCUUCUGACUUAGCAAAGAGAAAAGGCUCCCCCAUACCCAGAAGUCUAACAACAGCAUGCCAUCUCCCUCCGCCCCACAAAGUCCAGUACAAUUCAAAACACAAGGCAAACAUUGGGGGGGAUUAUGAAGUCAGUGUUAUUGACUUAGGGAAUUGUGAUUCUGUUCCUCGAUAUCAAAAGUUAACUGUCUUUGGUCCAUCACAAGACAGGUCGCAAGAGCCUACUCUUGUGGAAGGAACUUCUGAAGAUGAUCCAGUUGCUAGUCCCAGCAAUCAUUCUGAGGUAAAUACCUCUGCAGUGAUGAAUGAUGAUGAAGAUCAGGUCGUAGACGUGUCUGCUUCACUCUCAACAGUGAAUAGAAAUCAUUCUUGUGUGUCCACAUCAGCGGGCACUCCUGAAAGAACAGCUGAUAGAGGAUAUCAGUUGGAUCAUGAAUCUUCAGUGAACAAAAGCGUAAAUUCUCACCACCAGAAAAGGAGAAGGCUUAAUAUUCCUAUGAGCUGUUGCACUGAUACAGAGCAUUCUAAUCUUUUGAAUCCUUCAAGAACAUCUAUUUGUAAUACUGAUUCUGCUUCGAGGUUGGUGCAUGGAGAUCUGAAGAGUGCUGAUGGGCUGUGUUGUAGAAGUAUGAACAUGUCCAGGUGUGAAAAUAUUAAGCUUGAAAGAUGUUCCAAGCCAGUAGAGCUUUCCUCAAAUAAAUCUGCAGGAAAAAAACUUCGUAUUUAUUGCACCAGAUGCCAAACACCACUUGGAUUGCAGAAGGAUGGCUUUCUUGUUUCAUCCUCAUUGUCAUCGCCCUCGAAAGUUUACUUGACAUAUCUUUCGAGACAUGGACUAUCAAGUAUUGACUUCGCACAAGAUCUCAUCUCAUCACCACCAGCUGUGGUAAAUGUUAUUGUAUGUGAUGCUUCUUCACUCAACCAAGAGAUCCUUCGAAAAUUCUGCGGCGAAGGUUCUGCUCACCAUUCUGGUGUUUGGUCUGAGAAGGAUGGAUGCGUAUACAAGCCAAUAACAUGCCCUUUCUGCCCUUGUGAAAAUGCUUCUGCGAUGGUGCUCGGAGCACAAGUUCUUGCAACUGACGCAUCAAAUCUACAAUCAUUAAACAAGGUGCUCUUGUUUGCUGAUCGUUUGGAUGUCAAGCAUGAACCCUCAAGUGAUGUCAAGCUUGAACCCUCGAGUGAACCGGUCACAAGUAAGCAGAGUGGUGCUGUUAAGCCAAUGUCACCACCACCAGUGAUGGAUCUCGAAACAUUUGCUUAUAAACCAUUGAAGAAGAAUCCUGUACCACUGAGCACGAGGAGGUCCAAGCUUAGGUUACCUACCAUGAACAAAUCCACAAGCCCACAAUUGGUGCCUAAAGUCGAGGAUCCAUAGGAUGUGAUUUGGUGUUCACAUGAUGGUACUUGGCGUCAGCUUGCUGCUCUAAAGCACCCAGAAAAGCUCGUUGCUCUAAAGCACCGGGGAAAUCUUGUUGCUCGCCUCAGCACCAACACAUGUCGCCGAAUGGAGAUGCUCACUCGACUGUGGGCUAGUUGAAUAGGAGUGAAAAAAGAAAUCGUUGAUGCAUGAUGCAAGGAUGUAAAUAUUUGCUUAUUGGCUUUCUAUUAUGUGAUGCAGUUGUAUAUAUGAGGAAUGGUGGCUAUACUUGUGACACUUCACUUAUAUAAUUGUAAAUAUGCACAAAUCGUGUGCCUGUUUGAAAAACA